CCUUGUAGGCAUCAGUACAAGAGAUCGAGAGACAACCAAGACUUGCCUACGCCGCCAACUCUGACUGAAAAGUGCGUUUGGCUGCCACGGCGCAGACUUGGAAUGUCCGGUACGACGAAAGUCGGUCGAACCCUGCCAUCCGUUGCAUCUCAACUACUACGCUCCAAUCGGGUUGCGAUUUGCUGCGAAGAUGACAACAGACGACGGGAGUGCAGUGGCUGUGCAGGGCUUACGCUUUGCCCGGAGUCCACGAUAUCUGCCCCUAAUCCCGACAAGGGGUAG
Molecule: messenger RNA, 282 nt
Organism: Colletotrichum orchidophilum
Lineage: Eukaryota; Fungi; Ascomycota; Sordariomycetes; Glomerellales; Glomerellaceae
Exons: 1
Source: RefSeq, a predicted model, not a curated record